Messenger RNA from Orbicella faveolata, 1277 nucleotides. RefSeq lists its product as uncharacterized. The record is from RefSeq and is a predicted model, not a curated record. Lineage: Eukaryota; Metazoa; Cnidaria; Anthozoa; Scleractinia; Merulinidae.
AUGGCAGCUAAGAAACACAAGGUUUUAUGGGAGUAUAGUGGCUUGCCUUUUGACAAGGUGCCAUUUGUUGUUGUAAAUCACAAGGUUUACUACUGUCAGCAUGGUGUAGAUAGACAUCUCAGCGAGAAAAAGAGAAAUCAAGCGGGUGGUGACCACACCUAUCGAAAAAAUGGGGCCAGUAAACUGCUUCAAGAGUCUAGGAAACUUAAUUGUCCGGCUCAAGUGCAUAUGAAGGAAAUCAUCAAAUUCCCAGAGUUCAAGCGACAAAAAUCCAGGAGCUGGUGUGUGCAGGGGUACGAUCAGAGAGAGAUAUGCAGACAUCUAAAGAUCUUUGUCGAGCAAGAAUUGUAUCGGGGGAAACAAGCACCCCAGAAAAUGGACCGACGCUUUUACCGUUCCAGAGGGACCAUAAGAAGCCCUAUUUAUAAGUCAGUAAUUAAAGAAAGGUACUCUAAAAUUAAUCAGGAAGAUCUGCGAAAAAGUGGGGAUUUGGAAGGUGGGAUUGACAGCUGUAGACGCAGACUGGAUACGGCGGCAUCUGAUGAUCAAGUGCAAAAAUCCAAUUAUAAUCCAGGCAUCCCGUCCUAUUCGAUAGAGCAGCCACACCAUAUCAUCAACCAUUGCCUGGAUAGACAAUAUCAUGCAGAGACAAUUCCAAGAAGUCAUGUCCAUGUUAUCGACAUAACGAAUGGCAUAUUCUCGGUAAGAAGGCAGAGUAGCACUGAAGAAAAAGAUAGCUACAAAGUGAUGUUUGGAACGACCCAACAAAGUUGUGACUGUCACGACUGGGAAAGGCAUAGAUUGCCAUGCAAUUAUUUUUUCGCCGUUUUUCUUCAUGUCCCAGUGUGGUCAUUUGACAAGCUUCCAGAUGCAUAUAAAGAUUCACCUUUCUUCACUUUGGAUGAAGAAUUAUUUACACCUGAUAAUCCAAAGGCAAGCGACUACAUUGAGAAAGGAAGUGUGGAUGACCUGCUUUCCAUGAUAGGAGCAGAAGCUGUAGAGGUUAACGAUGGAAAGGAGUCACUGAGAUUUGAAGAAUUACCACGCACAGUUCCGCAGCCCCGAAAUACUGCUGCAAAAUGUCGUGAAGUCUUAGGACAGAUAAAAAAUAUGACUUACAUUGUAGAGGCCUGGGAAAAUGCAGACAUCUCAGAGGGACUAAGGGAAAAGCUUGAGGAAUGCCUUCAUCUUCUUCACAUGACAGCUCCAAAGGAAAAUGGUGUCAUUUUUGAAGCUCCUGGAGCUCCAAAGUUCUAAUGCAACAAGAAAAAGGAAAC